GAUGUUCAGGCAGUUGGCAGGAACAGCUCCCUGCCGAAGGCUCACGGGAAAUGGGGCGGAGCAAGGCUGCGUUGCUUCCGGCCAGCUCAGCGCCUGCCUUCCGGACUCGGACCCGCUCCUCCGCCGCCGCUGGUGGAGUGCGGACGCGAGCUAGCCGGUCCGGCAGGCAGGUUGCCGCCCGCGAGACCUCGCCUCUCUCCUCUAAGGCUGGUGCCGCUGAGGCGUCCACCUCACGGGCCGGGUCCAGCUUUGGCUCUCAGGACGCUCCUGACGUUUCCCUUUCGGAGGCUGAGCGCGCCUCCGAAGCCUGCGCCUCUCAGGGCGGGGCGAGCAAUUCCGAGGAGAGCAGCGAGAGCGGGGAGGCAGCCGGCGAGGCGACUUCCGUCGCCAGCACCAUGUUGGACCUAUUCGGCUCCAUCCCCACCCAGAUGGACUACAAGGGUCAAAAACUAGCAGAACAGAUUUUUCAAGGGAUCAUUCUUGUUUCUGCAGUAAUUGGUUUUAUCUAUGGCUACAUCGCUGAACAGUUUGGUUGGACUGUCUAUAUAGUUAUGGCUGGGUUUGCUUUAUCGUGCCUGCUAACACUCCCUCCAUGGCCUAUGUACCGCCGCAAUCCUCUGAAAUGGCUACCUGUCCAAGAGUUAGGAACAGAAGAUAAGAAGCCAGCAGAGAGAAAACUGAAAAGGCAUACUAAAAGUUGAAGAAUAUGAACCCUCAUGAUGUAACACUGGAGAAUUUUGCUUCAUUAAAGGUUUCUAAUGAUUACCAG
Molecule: messenger RNA, 769 nt
Organism: Chelonoidis abingdonii (Abingdon island giant tortoise)
Lineage: Eukaryota; Metazoa; Chordata; Testudines; Testudinidae
Gene: SPCS1
Product: signal peptidase complex subunit 1
Biological process (GO): protein targeting to ER
Cellular component (GO): membrane; signal peptidase complex
Source: RefSeq, a predicted model, not a curated record